UAUAUUUAGCGUUUUAUUUCAUAUCUAGGCUUAUAGUUUAUCUGUAUUAUGUAAUUCAUCUAUUAUAAUAUUACUUAUGAUUAUAUACAGAGCUUGUUCUAUAACAAUUAGUAUGAAAACGAUAAAUGACAUAUUACAGAUCACCAAAUACUUUUGGGAAGCGUGUAAUACGAGUUUAGAUGCUAUUCAGGCCAGUUGGAAAAAAGAAAUUCACUACGACGAAUAUCUUGAUAUCAUUGCUACCAAGAAACCAGCUGUGUUCUCCAUCCCUGAGUAAUCAUUGAUUCAGUUCUAUUAAUUAAUAGAGUGUACAUUUUAUAUUGAUAAAAAAAAUAAAAACAUUAUGAUUUAAAAAAAUAAGUAGACUGUGUUGUAAAAGAAUCCCAGAGCAUAAACCAGGAGGUAUUGUAUUUUUACUUGCAUUCUAGGUAAUACAUGUUUUUUUUAAAAAAAAAA
Molecule: messenger RNA, 456 nt
Organism: Cokeromyces recurvatus
Lineage: Eukaryota; Fungi; Mucoromycota; Mucoromycetes; Mucorales; Mucoraceae
Exons: 1
Coding region: 77-277 (66 amino acids)
Source: RefSeq, a predicted model, not a curated record